Molecule: messenger RNA, 570 nt
Organism: Olea europaea var. sylvestris
Lineage: Eukaryota; Viridiplantae; Streptophyta; Magnoliopsida; Lamiales; Oleaceae
Exons: 7
Coding region: 1-570 (189 amino acids)
Source: RefSeq, a predicted model, not a curated record
AUGGAAAACUAUAAUUCGAAUUUUACUCCAUUUCUCCUUCUUCUUUUCUUCUUUCUUUUUAUCUUUCAGACUUCGAUUCAACAAGGUACAGAUGUUUGCAAAAAUGUGGAUUGUGGAAUAGGAUUAUGCAUAGCUUCAAAUAAUUCAAUUACAGGAUAUGAGUGUAUAUGUUCCCCCGACUGGAAUAGGAUUUUUCCUGUGCCAUUUUCUCCAUGUGCUUUCCCCAACUGUGCACUUAAUUUUCAAUGUGGCAAUGGGGCUCCGCCACCUCCGACUCCUCCACUAUUGCCCCUGCCACCAAUCAAUUUUACCGACCCUUGUAAUCUUGUUUGGUGUGGUGAUGGAACCUGCAUUGCAAAUGGAACGUCUCACUACUGCCAAUGCUUUGAUGGCUUCACCAAUUUAUUAAAUUUGACCGGUAUGCUUGAUUGCUGUAAACUUAGACGUGAUCCAAAUCAACCUCCGCCGCCACCCCCCUUGUCCAAUGGUAUGUUAGCACCUCCACCACGAAACGAAUCCGCAAUGGGUUCGAAGGUCGAAUUGAGUCAAUUCGAUGGAAAGGAGGACUAA